Molecule: messenger RNA, 1336 nt
Organism: Penaeus monodon (black tiger shrimp)
Lineage: Eukaryota; Metazoa; Arthropoda; Malacostraca; Decapoda; Penaeidae
Product: ketosamine-3-kinase-like
Exons: 8
Coding region: 181-1089 (302 amino acids)
Source: RefSeq, a predicted model, not a curated record
GUAACAAACCGAACUAGACCAUCAAAGCAUGACAGAAGGGAAGCCUAACGCAGCAGAAGUCCUUUAUUUUACCUCGUAAUAUAUAGGUUUUUAACGUUCUGUGCGUUUAUAUUAUUGCGUGUAUACAUUUCUGACUUCAACCUAAGCACUAUUUGGCGGCGCAGAGAUAUUAGUGGCAAGAUGUUUGCCACAAUUAAGGAAGCCCUCGGCACAGAGCGGUUUGAGGCAACCGGGCGUGGAGGUGGAGGAUGCAUCAACGAAGGCGAAGUGUUCAAGACAGACAAGGGACAGGUCUUCUUGAAGAGGAACUCAAAGUCUAAAGCUCGUGAGAUGUUUGAUGGGGAAUUUGAGAGCCUGAAAGCCAUUGUCGCCACAGGCACAAUAAAAGCCCCUACGCCCCACUUAGUCGUUGAUAAUCCAGCUGGUGGGGCCGUCCUGGUUAUGGAGUACUUGGAUAUGCACGGCCUUAAUAGACAGUCUGGAGCUCUCGGUGAACAGUUGGCCAGAAUGCACCUCCAUAACAUAGAGAAAAUGGAGAAGUUUGAUGAAGGCCAUGUUGGUGGCAGGGAGGAAUUAAAGCCUGUGACCCAGUUUGGAUUCUCUGUUCCAACCUGUUGCGGCUAUUUACCCCAGGAUAAUACGUGGAAUGAUGACUGGGUUGUUUUUUAUACAAGGAAAUUACAGGAGCAGCUUACAAUGAUUGAAAAAGAUUAUAGAGACUGUGAGGCAAGAGAGUUAUGGUCAAAGUUGCAGCGGAAAAUACCAGAAUACUUUAAGGACAUUGAAGUGAAGCCAUCACUUGUUCAUGGAGAUCUUUGGAGUGGCAAUGCGGCAGAGACCGCUGAUGGUCCAGUUAUAUUUGACCCAGCUUCUUUCUACGGCCACCAUGAAUAUGACUUGGGAAUCGCAGGAAUGUUUGGAGGUUUUAGUCGCAAAUUCUGGGAUGGAUAUCACAGUGUUAUUCCAAAAGCACCAGGCUUUAGCAACAGACACAAGCUCUAUCAGCUGUUCCAUAACCUGAACCACUGGAAUCAUUUUGGAAGUGGAUAUAGAAGUGGAAGUCUGCAUUUGAUGAGGACCUUGUGCUAAAAACACAUUAUUAUGUUAAUAAACUUGUUACAUUUGUAUGACUACUAUACACACGCAAUUACCAGUGCAUUUAGCAAUGCACUGUCAUUAACAUUCACAUACAUAUAAAUAUAUUAUUUUACCAGUUUUGCAAUACUGUUAGAUAAAAAUAUGUUGUAUAUACAAAAGAAAAUUACGUAAAUGCUUAUCCAUUCCUGUGUUUAUCACUGGCAUUAUCAAAAUACAUUCCUUUUCACCAUAAUUUUUU